This is a messenger RNA of Trichoderma aggressivum f. europaeum, 1074 nucleotides long. RefSeq lists its product as uncharacterized. The transcript has a single exon. Gene Ontology annotation, biological process: nucleoside metabolic process. The coding region runs from base 1 to 1074 and encodes 357 amino acids. The record is from RefSeq and is a predicted model, not a curated record. Gene Ontology annotation, molecular function: catalytic activity. NCBI's taxonomy places the organism in Eukaryota, Fungi, Ascomycota, Sordariomycetes, Hypocreales, Hypocreaceae.
AUGGCUCAGACCAUCAAACCUACCAGCCGAGACCAGUUUCACAUAGCCAUCAUAUGCGCUCUGCCACGGGAAGCCGAUGCUGUCAUGCUGCUAUUUGAUGAAUUCUGGGACGAAGACGGCGAUCCAUUUGGACGAGCAAAUGGCGACUCAAACACUUACACGACUGGUUGUAUCGGAAAACACAAUGUUGUCCUCGCUGUACUCCCAGGUAUGGGCACCAACAACGCGGCCUCGGCUACAGCGAGUCUACGAUCAAGCUACAGCAAUCUCAAACUUGCAUUGCUCGUCGGCAUUUGCGGCGGCGUGCCCCGGAUCGGAGACGACGAUGUUUUUCUGGGCGACGUUGUAGUAAGCAAGGCGAUUGUCCAGUAUGACUUUGGCCGACAGUACCCGGGGGCCUUUGAGAUUAAAAAUACCAUCGAAGAUAGCCUUGGUAGGGCAAAUAAGGACCUUCGCGGAUUGCUGGCAUACUUUGAAACUGAGCGUAUGAGGGAACGGCUGCUAACCAAAUCGGCGGACUAUCUAAAGCAAUUGCAAGAAGCCGCGAGGAGGAAAAGACGACGAGCAAAAUACCAGAAUCCUGGGGCCAUUCAAAACAAACUCUUUUCACGGGAUUAUAUCCAUCGGCACCCAUUAGAGUCAUGCGAUACAUGCAGUGAUUUAGACAGCUCGGGAGAGAUUUGCGAAGCAGCGUCCAAGGCAUCUUGCGCAGAUUUGGGUUGCGAUGAAGAUGAGCUUGUCAAAAGAGAUGCUUUCGAUGAUGGCGGCUUCAAUAUCUUCAUUGGACGGAUUGGCUCGGGCAAUACGGUAAUGAAGAGUGGAAAAGACCGAGACUGGAUUGCCUCCCAGCAUAACCUCAUUGCGUUCGAGAUGGAGGGCGCAGGAGCUUGGGACGAGAUCCCUUGCUUAGUGGUCAAGGGUGUUUGCGACUAUGCAGACAGCCACAAGAAUAAGCAAUGGCAAGACUUUGCGGCUGCCACUGGGGCUUGCGUGAUGAAGGCCAUCUUGGAUCGCUAUGUCGUGGCUGAGGGGGCUCAAGGUUCGGCAUUGGCUCAGACAAAUGGUGAGAUUUGA